Messenger RNA from Candidula unifasciata, 27966 nucleotides. Lineage: Eukaryota; Metazoa; Mollusca; Gastropoda; Stylommatophora; Geomitridae. The record is from the annotation of a GenBank genome assembly.
AUGAAUGCCGAGCUGGUAUCCACCAUGGAGAAGGCAGCCAUGCUUGAAGAGCAGGUAAUUCUGCUGAAGACAGAGAAGCUGAUGUUGGAAGAGCAGAUAGCAACUCUGAAGUCAGAUCUCUCUGCUAGCCAGUCUCAGCUGGAGUCCAACACUGAGAAAGUAGCCAGUCUUCAGAACCUGGUGACCAUCUUGACAGAAGAAAAGGUGCAGCUACAAGAGCAGAUAACUGCUUUGAAAACGGAUCUCACACUUAGUCAGUCCGAACUGGAGGCCUCAAAUAUGCAGCUUGAGGCCUUAAAAGAUGAGCUGGGUGGAGAAAUUGACAAGUUACGGGCUAAGAAUCAGAUGCUUGUUGAUGACUUGUCCGAAAAGGCUGCAUCUUUAGAAAAAGUUACCAGUGAGUUGAAAACUGUCAAGGGGGAGAGUUUAGUUCUGCAGACAUCUUUAGUGGAAAGCAAAACUUGUUCUCAAGAGCUUGAGCUUCAGGUAAAGCAGCUGAUGAGAGAGAUUGACAUGACCAAAGAGGGACAGAAUGAGCAAGGGAAAGAAUACUCUGACAAACUACAGACAUUACUUACUCAGCUCACAGAACUGGAAAAUGAGCUCAGUGCUCAGCAGAAACAUUCCUUUGAACAGCAAGAACACAUUUCAGAACUGUCUGCUAAUUUACAACGCAAAGAGAACGAGUUUAAGUCUGUUUGUGAAAGUUUAGAAGUCUUGAAACAAACUCUUGGAGCAGUACAGUUAGAACUUGGUGAAAAGGAUGGUGAGUUGAAGGCAGCAUUGGACAGUUUAGAGUUAGAAAAGACAGCUAGACUUAAGCUUGAAGAUCAAAUGGCAGAUAUUUCCAGUGAGUUUACUAAUGUGAAAGAAACUCUUUCUGCAAGAGAGGCAAGUAUAAAGUCUUUAGAGGAAGAUAAAAAUAGUUCUCUAGAAUUAUUGAACUUGGCCUUAGCUUCUGUGAAAGCUGAACUUGAAAGUGUGCUUCAGGAGAACAGUGAGCAGAGGUCAGUGUUAGAAAAUAAAGAUUCUGAAUUGUUGAUGUUAAGGCAGAGUUGUGAUCAGCUGCAGCAGCAGGUUUCUACAUUAUCUUCUGAACUUGAUGCUUCCAGUGCUUCAGUAGCAGAACUUCAAGCUUCUAAUGAAAAUCUCCAAACACAGGUGACCGGCUACCAGGAACAAUUUGCUAUGACAGCACAGUCGUUUGAUGAAGAUUUGAAACAUGCCAAGCAUCUCAUCGAAAGUCUUCAGAAGGAAAAAGAAUCUUCGAAACACCUAAUUGCAUCCUUAGAGCAACAGUUGACAAGUUUGAAGAUUGAGUUAGAAGAGACACUUAGCGCCAGUGCCGAGAGGGAUACUCAGAUUUCAGUGCUGAAUAUGGCCUUGUCAGACCAGGAGCAGCACCGGGACAGCCUGCAGGCCGCCCAUCUGAAGCUCCAGGCAGAAAAAGAGCAGCUGAACCAGCAGGUGAGGACUGUAUGUGAAAGUAAUCAGCUAGCUUUACAGAAUGUUUCUCAUCUGCAGUCAUUGCUUGACUCUUUACAGUCUGACAAGCAUGCACUUCAGUCCUCCAUAGACUCACUAACUGCAUCACUAGAAGAGAAGACUUUGCUUUUAGAGUCCCUUUCUGAUAAAUGCAACACCUUGGAGCAGUCUGUGUCACAGAAAGAGCAUGAAUUCUCAGAAUUGUUUCCUAAAUUGUCCAGCUUACAAUCCUCUUUAGAUGAGAAGCAUGCUGAUUGGCUGUCCAAAUGUGAGUCUUUUGACAGUUUGCAAGUUGUCUAUAACCAAGAGCAUGAGAAGUUAGUGUUAUGCUCUCAGUUGUUAGAAAAGCUAGAGUAUGAGCACCAGCAUGCACAAGAGUACAUUAACACUUUGCUGACAGAUGUUGAUACCGAGCAUAGUCAUUUUGUUGUUGUCUCAGAGAAGUGUAAGUCCCUUGAGGAUAGCUUGGCUUGGAAUACAGAUGAGGUUUUGAGAUUAACUGAGUCACUGAAAGCCAUGGAGGAUCAGUUUCAUAAUUUGGAAACAGAUUCUGAUAGCAAGUGUAGGUUACUCAAUGAGAAGAUUCUUGCCUUGACCUUUGAGGUUGAACAUGAAAAAAUGAAGAGCUCUGAUUUAGUUCUGCAGCUUGAAGAUUCAAAAGUGGAAGUGGCAAAUUUAGAAAAGAAAUUAAGAGUUCAGCUUGAGGAAAAGAUCAAUGAGAUUGAUUCAUUACAAAGUCUGCUUGCAUACAAGGAAUCACAAAACCAACAAAUGUUAACAGAACUUCAGGAUAAAGAUGUUUCAUUAAGUGACUUAUCUGCUGAGUUACAGCAACACAUUUCAACCAUUGAAGAUUUAAACCACAAGUUGGAGUCAUCUUCAGCAGAAGUAACAACACUUAGGUCUGUCUUAGAAGAAAAGACAGCACAAGUGACAGAAUUACUUUCACAGACAGACAUACUCACUGCUGAUAAAUUCUUGCUGAUCGCACAGCUGGAUAUAAAUAGUAAAAGAUUAGCUGAGGCCAAUUCCCAUAUGGAGGAAAAGACUUUGAGAUUGGACACAUUAAAUUCCCAGGUAAAGGAGCUACAGAUGCAACUUCUGGAUCAUUCUCAGCAGUUACAGGACAAAGACCUGCAGCUUGAGGAAGUCAGGGGGCAUUUAGCAACAACAUCUUCGCAGCUUGACGAGGCAAAUACUCAACUUAGUAGUUCUGCAGCUGAUGUAACAGAGUUGAGGACCCUCUUGCAGAAUCAGAGUGAGCAGGUAAAGUCAGCAGAAAAUGACUUCAGUAAUCUGAUCAGCCAGAAGGAGGCCUUAGAAAGGGAAUUCUCAGAUUUAGUUGUCAAAUAUGAGGUUGUUCAAAAGGAAAAUGAAGUUCUUCGGAAGAAUCUUGAUGAGGAAAAGUCUGACAAAGCCAGCGUAGAUGAGAAACUGAAACUAACAUCUGAGGAGCUUUUGAAACUUACACACCAGUUAGAAAGAAUCACUACUGAAUGCCAAAACCUUAAUGAUCAGCUUGUCUGUAAACAUCUUGAACUUGCCACGUGGACUGAGAAACAUGCAAAUGUAUGUGAAGAUUUCAAGAAUCUGUCAGAUCGUUUUGAAAAUCUGCUCCAAGAUAACCAGCAUGCACUGAGAACAGUUAAGGAGCUUGAACAACAGGUAGGAUCACUAUCAGCUGAAAAAAGUGCCUUAUUACAAGACUGUGAAGCAAGUCAACUGCUUCUUACCUCGUGUAGAUCUGAUUUUGAGACUCAGCUUCAGGAAAUGAAUGCUGUUAUUUCUAGUGCUGUUUUAAAUUUGCAAGAUCUGUGUUCAUCCAUUCCAUACUCUUCCAGUGAAAAUGUUCCGGACUCUCUUGAAAGUAUUAUUUUGUUUGCUAAGCAGAACAUUUGCUUGUUAAAUGAGAGACUAGCGGCAAAUGAAGCAGACAUUGAAAGGCAGCUCUUGGAGGUGAAAGACCUGAAGGAAGUACUCAAUGACAGAGACCUGGAGGUUAGUAUGUUAAAGGAGCAAGUGAAAGUUUCUGAGGCUGCACUCGAAGAAGAAAGGAGUGGUUUUCAGUAUAAGCUGGACAAAAUGCAGUCAGUAUUUGGAAAACAGGAAGAAGAAAUAAAAUACUUGAAAGAGUCUCUUGCACUCAGUUCUUCAUCCAGUGAUGAGCAGAUCACAAGCUUAAGAAAUCUUUGUGAGAGUCAACAAAAACAGAUUGUUGAGCUUACUGAGAAUGUUUUACAGCUGAGUUCUUUUAAAGUCACUUUAGAAGAGAAACUUGAAGGUGAAACUUUAUUAAAGGAGAUAAGCCAAACAAGUUUGGAUGAACUGAAAAGGUCCCAUCAGGAAAUAAUAACUGUCCUUAACCAGACUCUGGAAGAGAAAGAGAAACUUAAGAAAGAACUACAGAUUGUUUUAGAGAAAACAAAGUUUAUAGAAGAUAAACACAGGAUUACUGAAGACAAAUUUCAAGCUGAAGUAGGGUUUCAGAAAAGUGAGAAUGAACGAUUACAUAAAGAUCUGGAGGCAUCUUCUAGUGCCCUCAGUGCCCUCAGGAGUGAAAUAGAGAGCAUGCAUCAGUUGGUGGAUCAACUCAGAAGCAGUCUGACAACAGCUAAUGCAGAAAGUGCUGGAUUUGAAGAGGCUCUUGAAGCAGCCAACAAAAAUAUUUAUACUCUGGAGGCUGAAAAUACACACUUGCAGAAAUCUCUGGACCAUCUGCAGAACAUGCUGGAUACUCUUCAGCUUCAGAUGACAGAAACUGUGGAGUCACUAAAGGUUUUGGUAGAAGAUAAAACAAGAAGGAUAUCAGAGCUGGAAAUGGAGAUUGAGCAGAGGAACCAGAUGAUAACCAACUUAGAAGAGAGCAGUAAUAACCAGAAUGAUGUAAUAAUACAGCUUCAGAGACAAAUUGAGGUCAGUGUGUCAGCUCUGCAACGUGCUGAGGAAGGCAAGGAACUACUUGACCUGAAGGUUCAGACUUUGCUAAACUCUUUACAGGAAGCUGCAGAAGAAAAAGAAAGCAUUCAGAAAGAUUAUGAGCAACAGCAGAAGGUUUUAAACAUUCAGCUUUCAGCAUUUAGUUUUUCACAGCAGAGGGUUAUGGAACUUGAAGAGGAGCUCGGAGCAUCAGUCCAGCAAUGCAAAAAUGCUCAAGAAGAUCUCAGUUUGGUACAGAACAAGUUGGCUUCCCUGGAGGAGUCACUUAGUAUUGUCACUGCAGCGAAGGAAGAGCUUCAGAAGGAAAUUAAGAAACAGAGCUUGACAGUCCAAGAAAGAGAUGAGCAAUUUGAACAGUCCCAGAAAAGAUUAACAGAAGUGGAACAUGAACUUUGUGGAAAAUUGGAAGAACUAAAACAAGCAGAGCAACGUUUGGAGGACAUUUCAGCAGAGUUGUCACAAAAAUCAGAGGACUACAACAGAGUCAAAGAGGCUUUGGAGGCAAGUGAUAACCUCAGCAGUUUGCUGCAGCAACAGCUUGAGGACCUAACGGUGAAGUUGGAUAGUACGGCUGAAGUUUUGAAAACAAAGCAGGAGACUGUUGACCUGCUGCAACAUGAACUGGCUGAAGUCACUGAGAAACUGCACACUGUGGAAGCAGAACUUGAAGUAACAAAAGUAGCUUGUGAAAGUGAAAGGCAGACAACAAGCACUGUAAUGGCGGACUUUAAACAUUUUAAAAAUGAUUUGGAUUUGAAGCAGGAAGCUUUGGUGAAAGUAGAACAGUUGUUGUCUGAAGCUAAUCGAGAAUUAGAAAGAAAAUGUGCAGAAAACAGUGAGAAGCAGUUAGAGCUGGAGAAAGAAAAAAUUAAUUGUAAAGAACUGUUGGAUUCUCUACAAAGAAAGACAGAAAUGUAUGAGCAAUUGUCUGCUGAACUGUUAAAAACACGGAGAGCUUUGGAAACAGAUUUGCAUGAUGUGACAACAGAGCUAGAAAAAAAGACAACAGAACUGGAUAAUCACAUUGCGGAAUGUAAUACUGCUAGAAAAAACAGUGAGACUUUGCUGGAAGAGCUUAAUGAAAGACAUAAAAAUGAUAUAGUAACAAUAGAAGAGUUGAACAACAAAAUUAAUGCAUUAGAAGAGGAUAUGCAGAUAGGAACAGAGAAGCUUCUAUUAGCACUGACAGACACAGAAGCUAAAUAUAAAGAACUGCAAGAAAGAUAUAAGGCUUUAUGCCAUGAUCAGGAUCAGAAGGCCAGUCUUGUCCCAGAGCUCAAUCAGCGUUUGUUAGUUGUGCUAGAGAACCUGAAAGAGAAAGAAUCUGAUAUGAUCAAUUUGGCCGAAGAAAAAUCUCAUCUGGAGAAAAGCUGUGCACAAGCACAGAAACAAAUAGCUGAUUUAGAAGAAACAAAAGUGAAUAUCAGUAAUUGUGUAGAAGAACUGAGGAACACCAUAGAAAGUUUAACUUCGGAAACAGAACAGUUGAAAGAUCAACUGAUAGAGAAGCACAAUUAUUCAAAUGAGUUGUCAAAAACGCUGUCAACUCUCCAGAGUGAAUAUGAUGAAUACAAACUCGCGUCGACAGUAGGGCAAUCUAACAUACAAGAUAAAUUGGAAGAAGAGGCUAGAAAGCUUGAACAGGCUAAAACAGAAACAGAACACUACAAAAUGAUUGCAGAGGAGCACCAAAGAAGUUCAACAGACAAAGAUCUUCAGAUUGAAAUAUUGCAGGAGCAUACUUCUUCUAUUUCUCUGUCUUAUUUUUCGGAACACUCAUGUGUGUCCAGGCUUGUUAAGGAAAGACAAACACUCAAUGGCCAGCUAAGAAAGUUAGAGGAAGCCAAAAGACACUUGGAGGUCGAAAUGGACAGUAGAAAUGAAGCACUGUUUGACAUUAAAGCAAAGUUGAAUGAAGCUCUGAACAGCUUGCAGGAAUGGAAGGAAAAGAGAGAAGCACUGAAUGCAGAGAAUGAGGCUCUGAAGAUACAGCUUGAUAAGGAGAAGGAAGAGGUACGUAAACAUUUGGAUGCAAUUGACUUGCUGAAAAGAUCAUUAUUAGCUGAACAAGAAACAGUCCGAGAGCUUCGUAAACAGAAAAGUGAAGUUGAAAAUGAAUUAACAGAGAAGCAAGUAGAUUUGAAUGAUCUAGAAAUCCUUGUCAAGGAUAUAAGAAACAAGCUUCAAGAUAAAAGCGGUACCUUGGAAACAGUUUUGAAACUCAAGCAGGAAGUCUCUGAGCAAGCAGAUAAUUACAUACAUGAGUUGGAAGAAACUAAGAACCAAGUACUAAGUUUACAGAACCAGUUGUCCAAAGCGCAGACUGUAAAUAAAGAGUUGGCAGCUGCCAAUAGUAAUUUACAGUCAGUUGUUGACAAACUGCAAGAAGAAAAGGAUACCUUGAAGUCAGUACACGGAGAACAAAUAACUGAGCUGCUUUUGAAGGUAGAUGAACAUUCUGCACAUAAAACAAUUCUGGAAAAACAGAAAAGAGAAAUGGAAGAAAGGAAUACCGAAUUAAUUCAACAAGUGAGUUCACUUCAGCAGUCUGUUAAGUCAUUAGCAGUAGAGAAAGAGGUGUUGUGUGCUAACAGUGAAGAGAGAAGGGAACAUUUGAAGAGCAUUGAGGGAGAUUUGCAAGAAAAUGUGCAGCGUGUUGCUGAGUUAGAGCAGCUUUGUUUGGCUAAAGAUAGUAUUGUUGUUACUCUACAGAACACGGUGGCAGACCUGCAGUCACAAACAGAAGCACUUAAUAAAGACAAGGAUCAUAUUGUGGAAGAGAAGGAUGCGAGAAUUUCCUCACUGCAGUCAGAGUUUGAUUCCCUUGCUGCUGAGCAUGCACAGUUUAAGGAAGAAAUGGAAGCCAGGUUCGAAGACCUGCAAAAGACAGCUAACUUCCUGAGUUCUCAACUUGACCUCAAAGAUCAAGAGUUGCAGCAUACACUGAAUGACAGAAAUGAAAUGGAAGCAACUCUGAUCUCUUCUGUCACUUCUUUGCAAUCUCAGCUAAGAACUGUUACUCAAGAAAAGUUGCAGUCUGACGAGGAUAAUAAAGUUAUAACAUCAUCUUUACAGAGUGCAGCUGAUGUAUUGAGAUACGAGCUGGAGAAACUGACAGAGAAACAGGAAGAGCUACAGCAAACAAAAUCAUGUGAGGUGCAGAAUCUGCAAAACCAAAUUUCUUCUUUACAAGAACAGGUGACUGCUUUGAUUACAGAAAUUACCAAGGAAAGGGAAGACAGUUCACAGUUGCUGGCGAAGAAUCAAGAAUUAAUUAACAGUAUUAAGGAAUUUCAGAACCACAAACUUCAGCUUGAAGAUGCAAAAGCAGCAUUAUCUCAGGAACUGGCUACUGCUGAAGGAAAAAUAAACCAGCUGGAAGAAAAGAAUGAGGAGUUAUCUGACAACUUGACAGUGUCUUCAGACAAGUUGAAAGAUGUGUCAGUGCACUUGCAUGACACAAUUGAGCAUAUGCAGUCUUUCAUAACAGAACAGAAUACAAUUAUAGCAAUGCUUCAGGAAGAUUCAUUGAAGCAGCAAGAUAAUGAACACACUCUACUGGCCAUCACUGCAUCCUCUCAAAGGUUGAUUGCUGAUGGCAAGAAGAAGAUUAGGGACUUACGCGAACAGCUGGACCGUGUUGUGAAAGAAAAUGCCGACUUGUUACGGCAGAAAGAAGCCAUUCUGAGGCAGUUAGAUGAGGCUACAGAAAUGUUUCAUGAAAUGUCCCAAGAGAAAUUGAAGGUUGAACAUUCGCUGAGUGAUUCUUUACAGGCAACAGUGGACAGGGCAUCAAGAGAACUGGCAGAGAAGGAGGAAGCCAAUGCCAAGUUGCAGAAGGAAUUGGAUUCACUAAAGAGUCAGACAGAUGAAAAUCAGAACCAGGUGUUUUCCUUAAGUGAACAGCUCAGAAGUGCUAAUGAAGAGCUUGAAAAGUUGGUACAUAUUCACAACCAAGAGUUAGAGGAAGAAAAAGAGAAAUGUUUAAUGACAGCAAAUGAACUCCUUAAACUCAAACAAGAGAACAUAGAACUGGAAACAAACCUGAAAAGUAAAGAGGAGGAAUAUCAAUUGAAACAGACUAAAUAUGAGAACACGAUCCUAGACCUGCAGGCUCAGAUUUCACAUUGCAACCUUGAUCUGCAAGAAGCCAAUGAGAGCCUAAGUAAAACGGAGAAUGAGAAAACAGUUCUUGAAACAGAUAUAGCACAGCUUCAGACACAAUUGGAAGAGAAAACACAGCAGAUCUUCAAGCUCCAGACUGAUAUCAUCAACCUACAACAAGACUUGCAAGAGAAGGUAGAGUCUGUUGCAGCUCUGCAAGAAGAAAGUGUCAGAUCACAGAGUGAGUUAGAAAAUUUGCAGAUGAUGUUGGAGUCAGAAAGCUUUAAAGCCGAAGGAUCCAUGAGAAGUAAUUUGGCAGAAAUUAGCAGUUUGAAGAACGCUUUAGCUGAACAAGCUGAGGAAAUUUUACAAGCAGAUUUAAAAUAUGCUAUGUUAACCUCUCUUCUGGAGGAACAAUGUGAGAAACUUGUCUCUUUAGAAACCCAGUUCCUUAUUGAGAGACAAAUCUUGGCAAACACAAAAGCUUCUAACAAGGAUCAAAUUGCAAAAUUUGAAACACAAUUAAAACUAUCUGAAGAGGAAAAGACGAGGUUGUUAGAGCUGUCUUCUGAAAUAGAGAUGGAGUCCAGCAGACUUAGGCAACAAAUUAUGGAAUUAGAAUGUCAGUUAGAAGGGAAAGAUGUAGAGUUAAGCAAUCUUAAAUUUCAGUACAAUUCUGUCAAUGAUUCCUACUGUGAACUGACCACCGAGCUGAAAGAUCUGAAAACUAUUCUUCAAGAGCACAAGAAGUCUUAUCUUGAUUCAGAGAAGGCUAUUGCUGCCCUGGAGAACCUGCACCAGGAGAAGGAGGCUAGAGUUCGAGAAUUGAGUACACAGCUGGAGUCAUCUCAUCAGCAUGUCGAGGCAGUACAGAGUGAGCUGGGAGAAUCCAUUUCUGAAAUUACACGCAGAGGGGCCGCAAUAGGAGAUCUGGAGUCGGAGAUACACAAUUUACUCAGAGCUAAAGGCAUGGCCGAAGCAGAGAUCAAGAAAAUGAAAGAAUCAUGCAGAGAACUCCAGAUGAUGGUAGAAAUACUCAGAGAAGAAAAGCAAAACAACGAUCACACCCUGAGCCGUAAUCUUGAGAAAGUUAACACCGCUCUGUUUGAAGAGAGAACAAAGAGUGGGAAAAUGCAGAAAGGUCUCAGAGAGUUAAAAAACAGUAUGCAGAAAAUGGUUAAAGAACGGCAGCAGCUAGAAGAAACUUUGUCUAAAAAAGUUGAGAACAUUCAAACAGCUUUGUCAAACCGGAAAUGCGAAAAUGAAAAUCUGAAUGCAAGCAUUGUCCAGUGCAAGGCAGUACAUGAAAAUUUGAUAGCAAGUUUGGGAACACAACACACAGAGACUGUUGGUAUAAGAGCACAGAUACAGGACAUACAUACAUCAGUAGAUGAGAAAUUUGGUGUUCACUGUGAAUUAAGUACUGACAUAUCUAAACUUACUGAAGUGACACAUUCCUAUAAACAAAGUUUAAAUGCUGUUCAUGAAGAUUACAGCCAGAUUCAGAAAUCCUCAGAGCUUUGCCAGGAGAUGUUAGUUGAUCUUCAGAACAAAAUCAAGAGUCAAGUUGAAGAGAAGGAAGGAUUUCAGAAAGACUUUGAUGAGCUUAAUGUAUUAAUUAACUCAUUGAGAGCUCUCUUGGAUUCAUCUAAAGAAGAUCUGAAGAAUGAGGUUAAAAACCAUACAGAUUUGACCAGGGAGCUGGCAGAUAGUUGUGAGAUGCAGAAACGACUUCAAGAUGAUGUAUUGCAUGUUAAACAUGAACUGAGAGACAUGCUGCAGAUUGUAAGUAAAGCUGAAGACAGGCUUCAAAAACAUAUUUCUCUCAGUGAACAGCUGAGUAGGGAUAUCGAGACUCUGAGCUCACAACAAGAAUUGGAACAGGCCAAAUUUGAACAAGAGAAGGAUGAACUUACUAUUGCUUACUCCAAGCUCGAAGUGCAGCACAGUAAGGAGAAAGAAUUAAAUGUCAGGAUAAAGGAACAACUGUGCAGCGUAACAGAAGAAUAUGGACAGCUAAAGGAGAGUUUUGAAGCAGCGUCUAGAGAACUGCAAGAACUCAAGAUGUCUUCUACUGAAGAGAAGGUGGUUUUAGAUGAGACAAGGACCAAAUUGCAUGAAGCCACACAGGCUUACCAGGCCCUUGAAACAGAGAUGUGUGUGGUGAAGGAAACAAUGUCACAGAGUGUGCAGGAAACAGCCAUGCAGGUGACAGAGAAAGCAGCAGAAAUAGCAGAUUUACAAGCUUUGAUUAAACUCAGAGAAGAUGAAAUUUCACAACUUAAAUUGGAUCAGUCUAAGAUAGUACAGGAGAGGGAUGAGCUGGCCAUUGGAUACACCAAGCUUCAAGAGGAGCAGAGUAAGGAGAAAGAUUUGAAUGUCAGGAUGAGUGAGGAACUGUGCAAGGUAACAGAAGAAUAUGGGCGGCUGAAAGAGAGUUUUGAGGCAGCUUCUAGAGAACUGCAAGAACUGAGGAUAUCUUCUGCAGAAGAAAGUGCAGUUUUAGAGGAGACACGGGCCAAAUUGCAUGAAGCCACACAGGCUUACCUCGCCCUUAAAACAGAGAUGUGUGUGGUGAAGGAAACAAUGUCCCAGAGUGUGCAGGAAACAGCAAUGCAGGUGACGGAGAAAGCAGCAGAAAUAGCAGAUUUACAAGCUUUGGUUAAACAUAAGGAAGAGGAAAUUUCAAAACUGAAGGUGCUUCUUGAAGAAGCCCAAGAGAGUUUGCAGGAAACAACCACACAUGUGAAAGAGAAAACAGCAGAAAUAUCAGAUUUACAAGCAUUAAUUAAACUCAAAGAAGAGAAAAUUUCACAGCAAGAAUUGGAUCAGUCCAAGAUAAUACAAGAGAAGGGCGAGCUAGCCAUUAGAUACUCCAAGCUUCAAGAAGAGCACAGUAAGGAGAAAGAAUUAAAUGACAGGAUGAAUGAAGAACUAUGCAAGGUAACAGAAGAAUUUGGGCGACUGAAAGAGAGUUUUGAGGCAGCUUCUAGAGAACUGCAAGAACUGAGGAUAUCUUCUUCAGAAGAUAAGACAGUUUUAGAGGAGACGAGUGCCAAAUUGUAUGAAACCACACAUGCUUACCAGGCACUUAAAACAGAGAUGGACACAGUGUCUCAAAGUCUGCAGGAAACAACAACACAGGUGACAGAGAAAACAUCAGAAAUAUCAGAUUUACAAACUUUAAUUAGACAUAAAGAAGAGGAAAUGUCACAACUGAAGGUGCUUCUUGAAGAAGUCCAAGAGAGUUUGCAGGAAACAGCCAUUCGGGUGACAAAGAAAACAUCUGAAAUAACUGAGUUACAAGCUUUAAUUAAACUCAGAGAAAAGGACAUUUCACAACAAGAAUUGGAUCAGUCCAAGAUAAUACAAGAGAAGGAUCAGCUUAACACUGCUUACUGCAAGCUUCAAGAAGAGCAGAGUAAAGAGAAAGAAUUAAAUGUCAGGAUAAAUGAGGAACUGUGUAAGGUAACAGAAGAAUAUGAGCACUUGAAGGAGAAUUUUGAGGCAGCUUCUAGAGAACUGCAAGAACUGAAGAUAUCUACUGCAGAAGAAAGUACAGUUUUAGAUGAGACAAGGACCAAAUUGCAUGAAGCCACUUAUGCUUACCAGGCCCUUAAAACAGAGAUGUGUGCUGUGAAGGAAACAAUGUCCCAGAGUGUGCAGGAAACAGCCAUGCAGGUGACAGAGAAAGCAGCAGAAAUAGCAGAUUUACAAGCUUUGGUAAAACAUAAAGAAGAGGAAAUUUCACAAUUGAAGAUGCUUCUUGAAGAAGUCCAAGAGAGAUUGCAGGAAACAACCACACAUGUGACAGAGAAAGCAGCAGAAAUAGCAGAUUUACAAGCUUUGGUUAAUCAUAAAAAAGAGGAAAUUUCACAACUGAAGAUGCUUCUUGAAGAAGUCCAAGAGAGAUUACAGGAAACAACCACACAUGUGACAGAGAAAACAGCAGAAAUAUCGGAUUUACAGGCUUUAAUUAAACUCAGAGAAGGUGAAACAUUGCAUCUGAAAGUUCUUCAUGAAAAAGUCCAAGAGAGUUUGAUUGACCAGGAAUGUCAGUUUGAAGCUGUUAUUUGUAAGUGUGCUGAUGCAGAGGAAAAGGCAGUGGCACUGGAUGCUUCUUUUUCGUCACUGCUGAAGGAAAAAUGUCAUCUUUCAUCUGAACUUGCUGUAUUGCAGAAUAAGUUAGAGGAUUUUACCAAAGAAAAUGUGGAAUUAAAGAUGAAAGCAUCAGAACUUAGCUUGGACUUGAAGGGUAAAACAGAAGAAUUUGAAAGAAAAUUAUCAGAUCAGAUAUCACUUCACUCUACGUUGGCAGAAGAAAAGAAUAUCUUACACGUGUCCUUUGAUAAUUUGUCAGAGAAACUUCAGAAUGAAAAAUCUCAAACAUAUAAUCUAACUCUUGAGAAGGAGGCUUUGCUUUCAUUGAAAGCUGGCCUAGAGAUUACAGUUCAGGAUCUGACUAACACAAAUUCAGAUCUGAGAAGACAGAUAGAAGAUCUCCAGCACAGUGUAGACAUGUAUCUCGGAGAGAAAGAUAGUUUACAACAGAGAUAUAAUGAUACUGUGGAGGAAGUUCGUAAAGUCACUUCACUGCUAGAAGUUGAACUUUUGAGAUCAGAGAAUUUGAAUUUGAAAGUUCAAGAGGUAGAGCAAGAGCUUAAAAACCUGCUGGCUGACAAAGAGAGAGAUGAGGAGACUACGAAGACUCUGGAGCUUCAGUUAGCAGUGGAGCAGGCUGAGAGAAAGACAUUAGCUGAGCAGCUUCAAAUUGUUUCAGCUGAAAAAGCUGGUUAUCUAGAACUUCAAGAAGCCAAAAGACAAUCAGAGUUUGAAGAAAUGACUGAAAGAUAUGCAAGAAUUGUAGAAGAAGUUGACAUCAGCAAGUCAGCCAUUUCAGAAUUGAAGCAGGUAAACAUUGCCUUGGAGCAGGUUGUGCAGGAUCUUCAGGAGAAGUUGGCAAAGGCUGAGAAUGAGGUCCUUAUCUACAAAGAUGAUGUUUUGAAACAUAAGGACACAGAGAUUGAUUUACUGAUAGGUGAAAUAUCAGCUCUGAGAAAUGACAAUGAAGCAGUGCUGACUGCAUACAGAAAGAGCAUGGGUGAAAAUAAUAGGAUUGAAACAAAGCUUCACACCAUGUCAAAAUCUGCUACAGAUGCACAAGACAAAUUACAAGACAUGUUGCAGACAAUGGAAGAGUCACUGGAAGUGUUAGAGUCAUGUCUGAGUGCAGCUGGUAGUGAUUCCCCACUGAAACAAGAGAUUGAAGUCAAGGACAUGGAAUAUUCUAUGAAAGAAGGUUUAUCAGACAUCCAGGAUGGACAUAGGCAUGUGGUGGAAAAUGGUGAUGGAAUUGUCACAUCAACUUCACUCUCUCAGCAUAAAGCAAAGUUAACCCAUGAGAUGCCAAAUGAACACAACUGUGGUGGUGGGUAUGACAGCUCAAACACAUCCGUUAGGAUUAUCACCGAGUCAUUUAAAACAAAACUGAAUCAAGUCAGGAAAAGUUUCAGUUGUUUACUGAGUGACAAGGCAGCUCUGGAGAGUGAACAGAAACAUUUGGUGUCACUCCUGGAGGAAACCGUUGUUGAACAUGAGAGUGCAGAGUCUGUCCUCCAAGAAACCAGUAGUGCAUGUCAAGCUCUUCAAGAGGAGGUUGCAGGCAUGACCAGCCAACUCCAUAAUUUGCAUACGGUUGUGGAAAAGAAAGAAGAAGCCAGCACUGAUUUGAUUAGUGAAGUUCAACUCACUUUUGAGAGAAACAUGCAGGAGUUGAAAAUAUCUAUGCAGGAGCUGUCGCAUGAAAAAGAAAUAGAAAGACAAGAAAAGGUGUUUAUUCUGGACAUGCUUUCAGAAGCUGAAGAAAGGUACCAGAGUUUGGAUGCUGAGUUCAGUAACUGGAAAAUUGUCAGUGGAAAAGAAUAUUUAGCACUGAAAGAAGCAUUGCAGAUAUCUGAAAAGCUGUGCAAUGAACAAAAAGAUGAGCUCGGUGCAAUGAGAGAGCAGCUUCAGAGUGAGGUUCAGGAAGCUGAAAGGAAGUGUGAAGAAGAGCUUUGCAUGGCAAAAGAGACUUUUGAUGACACUACAAGCACACUGAAAUCAACCUUGGAAGAGAUACAAAUCUCAAAGGAACAGUUGGACAGGCACAUACAAGAGCUGGAAACAAAUAAUAAAGUGCUUGAGAUGGAGAUAGAAUCUGUGAGGAAACAAAGAGAUAAGGAUGUUAUAGAAAUUCAUCAGCUGUUAGAACAGUCAGAACUUGAAUACCAGACAUUAGAAAAAGAAGUCUGUAUUUUGAAGUCUGAGAAGUCAGUGAUUGAAUCCGAAAGGCUGAAGCUUUCUCAGCAGCUUGAGAAUUUAAUGGAGAAUUCUAAAUCUGAAACGGACAACUUGGCUCACAGCCAGACAUUGCUUGAAAAUCAGGCCCAUACAUUAAUGGUGGACCUGACCACAGCCAAUGAGGCAAAUCUAGUUAUUCAGAACACUCUCAGACAAACCGAGCAAGAACUGUCAGAGGUCAGGCAAGAACUUCUUGACAGUAAAUCACAAAUUGCAGUUAGUGAAAUGCAAAUUAAUGACCUGAAAACACUAAUAGAUAACCUGAAAGAAACUUUAGCCUUUAAAGAGAAAGAAGUAGAAAGUCAGAAGUUUAGAAUACAAGACCUUGAAGUGGCUCAGUUAAAUCAACAAGCCUCUCUGGACAGUUUGACAACCCAGGUAGCCGAAUUAAAAGUUUCUCUCCCUGUAGUAGAUUCAUCACUUCCUUCUCAGUUUAUUUCUCCUUCCUCGUCACAAGAUUCCUUGUCAUCCCCAUUUUCAUUUUCUACUGUAGAAAAUAAUGUUAUGGUGAGGGCAGAUAUCCAAUCUUUGCAGGCAUCCUUUCCUCAGGUUGCAGACUCGCAUCCUACUGGUGACAGCCCGGUUGUGGUGGCAAGCCUGCAGGAAGAACUGAAGCAUGCUGAAGAAUCACAAACAAACAAGUUAGCAGAAAAGCUUCAACAACUCUCCACAGAAGUUGAGAAUCUCAAAGCUGAGCUUAGUGAUCAAGAAUCAACAAUAUCUAGACUAAAAGCUGACCUUGUUAAUGAACAGAACACUAAACUUGAGCUAGAAAAGGCACUGAAGAAAAAAGACAAACUUGUCCAUGGCCUCCAGUUGAAAGCAAAGAAGACAGCAAAGCAGUUUAAACUGCACCAAGACAGUCAGCCAGGCAUAACAGAAUCACAGCCAAAGCAAAAGGAAGAUAGUUUCUAUUCAUUAUCUUGGUCUGAAAGUUCUGUUGACACAUCAGACAUGUCUGAAAGUGAAAGACUGUACAGACAGCUUCUGUCUCAGUACCAGAGUGUGGUUAUUGAGAGGGACACAAUGAAAGAACUAGUUUCUGAGAAAGAUACUGAAAUAAUAAAACUCCAGACCCAGUACUUUGAUGCUGAUCUGCAUUGGAAAGAGAUUACUGGGGAGCUUCAGAAGCAGCUGAGCAUGCUUCAGGAGAAACUUGACAAGGGGGGUGUCUUAGCCAAUGCUCUGCAGAGGAAGGAACAAAUGCUGGAGGAAGAAUUGAAAGUCACAACAUCAGAGUUAAUGUCUACCUCAUAUCUGUUGAAUGAGAGCAUUCAGACUGGUCUCACUGAGGCAGAGAUGGUUGCUCAGCUGCGCCAUAAGUUAAUUGAAGCACUUGAAAUUGGUGCCGAUUUUGAGAACAAGAUAACGGAACUCACUGCUGUGUUGCAAGAGAAAACAGCAUUGAUGGAUGAACUUCAGGAAGAACUAGGAGCUAAAGAUAUAGAAAUUCAGUCAUUGCAGGGGGAGUUGUCAAAAAAGAUGGUGGUCAAAGAUGAUGAAAUAGGCCGACUGCAGUUUCAGGUGAGAAAUUUGGAAUCUCAGACACGAUCUUUAAAAGAAAACAUAAAAAUUCUUGAAAUAGAGCGACAGGGUCGGAGCAGCCAUAUUGAUACGUAUGCAUCAAAAGUACAGGAACUUGAAAUGGCUUUAAAAGAAAUGACAAGUGUAGCAGAUAAUCUGAAAUCUGUACUAGCAGAGAAAGACAACAAGAUAGUUAUUAUGGAAGAUGUCAUGAAAGAAAUGUAUGGAACAGUGGAUACAAACAGCACUGCUAUUGCUUCAUUGACCUUUGAACUUAAAACAGCAAAAUCUGAACUUGAACAGAUGAGAUCAGAAAAAGAAGAAAUGAAGAAAACACUCAAGAAGAAAGAUGCUAAAAUUGUUGCACUUACCAAAAGGAUCGGCUCUUCAACACCAAAAAAGCAGGAACCACUACCAACACUUUCGGAGUCAUUUGUGGCUAAAGAAAGUGACCAAUCAAAUGAAAAAGGGGUCAUUUCUGAAGAUGUAUCGGCCGCUGAUUCAGACAGCUCAUUUUUCGGUUCUGAACUGACUCACCGGCACGAGAUUGCAACUUUAAUGGCAGAAGUAGCAGGCCUGAGAAAAUUAUUGAAGAAGAAAGAUGCAGAGAUUUCAACGGCUAAUAAGAAAUAUAAAGGUUUGCAGAUGUUGCAAGGAAAGAUGUCAUCAGCUGCUAGUACAGAGUCUGUGACAGAAACAUCAGGGAGGUUGUCAGUGAUGUCACAGUUUGACAGCAGGUCUACUACUAUCUCUGAUGAUGUUCAAGAGCUUAAUGACAGACUGCGACAUAGUGAGCUCUGCAGAGAUGCAAUGGAGGUUCAGAUCAGGGAGUUGGAGGUUGAGUUGGAUCACUGCAAAGAAGAGAUGGUGAACAUGCGUCAUGAACUUGAGGACCUUCAGGAGGAGCUGCAUUUAGUGUCACGUGAUAAGCAUGCACUAGAAAACUGCAUAUUUGAUAUCAGAGAUAUGGUGAACCCACAAGCUGUUGAACAGUUUGCAGGUGAUGACACACUGUACUCUACUGCAGAAUCUGUGAGACUUUUAGUUGAAGAAAAGUUCAUGGCAGAAAAACGGGCUGCAGACCUCCAAUCUUGGCUAGAUGAAAUAGAACAAGAUCAUGGAAGAAACAGUAAUUUAAGAGGCACUGUUCAGAGUCUGGAGCUAGAGCUGAAAGAUUUGAAUGGAAAAUACAGUGAUACUUUAAACCAGCUGCAGCAGGUUAUCCAAGAAAAGGGUGUCUUUGAAGAGGAGCUGUACAUAUUGAAAAGGAGUGCUGAACAAAGGGCGGAUGUGGAGCUGGAAACUAAGCUGAGAGAGGCAUCUGUUGUUAUCAAGUGUAUGAAACAAGAAUUGGAGUUGUUAAAAGCUGAGCGGGAUAGCUUAGAGGAGAGAUUAAAUGUUGGGGAGGCAACAUCCAUUCAGCAGACUAGGGAAGUUGUGAAUAGCUUUCAGUAUGAGCUUCAGUUUGUUCCACAGCAGGUUCAGGUGGAAAGUCAAGACAUUCAGAGAUAUCCAGAAGCAUUCUUAGAUUAUACAGACAGUUCUCUGAAGGUUAAAAGUAAUGGAGAGGGACAACAACCUCAUGUGAUGGAUACAAAUGAGUUUAAUUUACACAGACUUGAAGAACUAUCAUCACAGUUGUUAGAGGUUGAACAGGGUAGAACCGAGCUUGAGAAUAAACUGCAGUAUCAGAUGGAGGUAAAUACUGUCUUGCAUUCAGAGAUAGAUGCUUUGCAUCAGGCUGCUGAUACAUUCAAACAGGAGAAAGACCUGCAGAUUGUCUCUUUGUCUUCUGAACUAGCAGAGUCUAAGACCAGGAUCAGCGACUUGAGGACGAUGUUGAAAAACAAAGAAAUAAAGCUGUCUGCAUUAUCUGAUGAGUUUGGUGAUCUUUCACUUCAAUAUGAGAAACUCCAACAUGCAAAACUGAAGGCAGACAGUGAGAACCUGGCUUUGAAGGAAGAGUUUGAGCAACAGAAGAGUACACUGGUACAUCAGACUGAAGAGAUUCAGAACCUGAAGGACAAUGUGUUAUAUUAUGAAGGGAUAAUGCAACAGUUGCAUGAAGAAAACAGAAGUAUUAAAGAGCAACUAGAGCAGAAUGCCACCAGCUGGUCCCAGCAAGAAGACAAGUACAAGAUACUGCAAGAACAGCUAACAUAUCAGCAGUUAAUAAAUCAGCAAAAACAACAGGAACAUAGCCACCUUGCUAGACAAUUUGAAGAACUAGAAGAAGCAUGCGCUUUGCAGAGUGAAAUGAUGAAAAAUUUUGAAGAAGAUAUGAGGACAAAGAACAAGAGAAUUCAGGAAAUUACAGACCAGAAUGAAAAUGUUCAAAAACUACUGCAGGAAAAAGGUGAGAAUGACAAUCUUUCUGCAGAAUACCUGACUUCUAUGUGCAAGUUGUGUGGAACCGAAGACAUUUCAUUUGCCAGUUUGUAUGAGCAUGUACAGAAUCUGGUUGCAAGAGUGGGCACUGUUGAAACAGUUGAAAGUUUUAUAGGAUCCUUGCAGGCAGAGCUCUCAUUGAAAACAGAAACUGUGACAUCAUUAGAACAACAGUUACAGGCUCUAGAGACUUCUUCAGAAGAAAAUGUUCACAAACUUCAGCAAGAGAUAGCAAGUCUGAAGGUUGAACUUAGCAUGCAAGAAGAGACAGCAAGAUCGUCAUCAUCUCUUGAUGAGCAGCUUUUCUAUAUGAACCAAGAACUACAUUCAAAGGAUUCUGCUCUGUAUCAGUUACAACAAGAGCUUAAUGAACUCAGAGGGGAACGAGAUGAGCUGAAGUUGAAUGUUGAUACACAGAUGGAGAGAGUUGUAGGCUUGGAACAUGCGGUAGCAAAGAACAUGCUGAAGAUGGAAGAGUAUGAACAAGAUAUCCUGAAUUACAAAACCACAGUACAGUCCUGUGAAGUACAGAUCAGUGACCUGAAGUCACUGCUGUCACACAACAUGGAAAUCAGUGCCGCGAAUGAAUCUAAAUUGAAUGCAUCUCUUGCAGAUGAGCAAAGAAGAAAUACUGAUCUUCAGUCACUGAUCGAGCAGCUCAACGUGGCCUUGCAUGAGAAAGAUGGUGAGAUUUCCAGAUUAAAUUUAGAGAUUAACAGAUUGAAGCAGGACAUGUCAGUUCUGUCUGAUCAACUUCAGCAGUCAGAAGACAUGGUUUUAGCCUUGACCCAUGAAAAUGGGACAAUACAGCAAUGUUUUGAUGAAGCUCAGUCAAAAGUUGCUAGACUAGAGAACCACAGUAUGGCUUUGCAGCAGAAAAUAGAAGAAUUAAAUAGUGAGAACAUUGCUCUUAGAAAGAGUGCUUCAGGAGAGCAAGAGUGUGUUUUUACUCCAGAAGUUCUAGAAGGCCUUAAGAAUCAAAUAGCAGAAUUAGCAGACCGUUUGCAAAUGUCUGAAAGUACAGUGGUAAAUUUAACACAUGAAAGAGAGACACUCAAACUAACAAAUGAGGAAUAUAUUGCAAAAAUUGCUAAUCUUGAAUCUGAAUAUAUUGUUUCGAUACAAGAAUUGGAGAAAUUGAAAGCUGAGACAGGGGUGUUUGGAAAAGGCUUUGAUUAUAAAGAACCUGAAUAUACUGCAGUGACUUCUGAGCAAGUCAGUCUGCUAGAGCAGAAAAUAUCACAGCUUGAAGAACGGUGCAAAGAUUUGCAGAAAACUAUUAAGAAAAGAGAUGCUAAAAUUGUUUCACUUAAUAAAAAGUUGGAGCAGGCUCAGUUGGAAGUCAAACAACAGAGUCUGUUACAGUCACAGACUACACCUUCAGUAUCACUUGAGAUGUCCACUCAGUCGGAGGACAGUGCGUUUGUUUCUCAGUAUUUUACCAAUGUUGAUGAUUUUACUCAGCCAGACACCUCCUUGUCACAAGAACUGCCAAAGAAUGAACUCCCUCUGCUGCCUCAGAAUGACACUGCUGAUCAGGCUGGACAGUCUUCCAUAUUUUUAUCAACAUCUUCAGAAGAAGGGUCAGCAUCUUUCGCUGAUGCAGACCGAGGAGCUCUGAAAGCGGAAAUAUCCAGGCUCCAGGCUUGGUAUGAGUACCUCCAGCAGCAGGUCCAGCUGGGGGAAGCUGCGCUCCAGCAAGCUCAUUCAGAGAUUGCCUCGCUGAAAAACACAAUAGAGCAGCUGCCACAUCAGAUUAUCAUACAAGACGAAUCUACUACCGUGUCUUCAGCUUCUGUCUCGGACCUGGAAACUAGGAAUAGCUAUCUGCAAGAAGAACUCAGCUCCAGCUCUCAGCAUGUGCUAGACAUGACCCAGAGUCUCCAGCAAGCCCAACUUGAGAGGCAGGCCUAUGCUACAGCUGCCAGUGAAGCUCAGCAACAGCUACAUUCUCAUGAAGAAACACAGAAGGAUUUGGAGGCCAAAGUCUCAGAGCUGACCACUGCUUUGAGCAGUGCUGAAUCCAGGCUUAAAGAGGUAGAAGAGGCAUCAAAGCUUAAUGAGGAGUCUUGGAAAUCAAAUGUCUUGUUGCUGGAAAGCCAGAUUAAACAGAUGGAAGAACAAAUAACAGCAGAGCAACAGUUUAAGAUGUUGAUGGAAAGUCAGCUUAAUCAAGUGCAGUCUGACUUGAAAGCCGAACAGGAAUCAAAAAUCACUUUAGAAAAUUUACUCUCUAAAAGUGAAGAUCACAAGACUGCUGUGGAACAGAAGCUAUUACAGCUAGAAAAUUGUUUGCAAGAAAAUAGGGAACAUGCAGCAAAGGCAGUCGAAGAAUCAGAACAAGUGAUUGCAGAACUCAGGGACAAACUAGCAGUUUCAGACUCUCAGGUGGCUGAGUUCAGGUACAGUUUAGAAAGUGCCAAAGCCCAAAAUGAAGUUUCUAGUAAAAUAUUGGAACAGAUGCAGACCUCUUCCUCGGAGAAGGAACAGAAUACCAUUCAACAACUGAGAGACAAGACAGAAGAGGUGGUGAUUCUACAGCAACAGUUAGAACAGUCCAUCGCUGAAUUAAGUGAUCUGAAAGCUAACAGUGUCAGAACUGAAAGCAGAAUCAAAGAACUUCAGGAAGAGUUACUCUCAAGUAAAUGUGAACAUGAAAGGAUUAUAUCUAUAAGUGAAUCUCUGCAAGAAGAAUUGAAGUCUAAAGACUUAGAAGUAAAACAGCUACAGAAUAGUUUUGAUGAGGAAAGGGUGUCAUACAGUGAAGAAAAAGAAGCUGUACAAAACCAAAUUGUUAGUUAUGAAGUUCAGUGUCAGGAACUUGCAGAACUGAGGCAGAAAUGUUUUGCUGCAGAAGAGGAGAGGCAGUUCUUCAUUGAAAAAAUGGCUGUUCUGCAGACUGAAUUGGACAUGACUGUUGCUUUACAGUCACAGGUUACAGGUUUGAAGUCACAGAAUGAAGAGCUUUUAGGGAACAUUCAGAUCAGCCGUGAGGAACUAACGGCAGUACAGGGAAGAUGUUUAGAUCUUGAAGUAGAAAAGGAAGCACUUUCGUCAAGGGUCAGUGAGCUUACGGAGCUGCAAGAGGCUCAUCAAGCUAGCAUUGAAACUCUUUCACAAGACAAGCAGAUGCUAGAGACAGAGAAGAUGCAUCUUUCAGAAAUACUGUCUUCAUUCAAUGACAACAAUUCAGAUCUUUCUGAUAUUCAGAAAGUUCUUGAAGAAACUAGAGAGCAGCUAAACAUGACACAGGCUGAAUGUCAGAAACUGAGACAGCUGGUGGAGGAGAAGGAUGUUGUAUUAUCUCAGCAAGUUUCAGAUCUGUUGGAGAGAAGUCAGUUAAUUGACACACUAACAGCAGCAAGAGAUCAAUUAAUGGAAGAGAUUCAGAUCAUGUCAAGCACUGUGGCUGAAAAAGACCAGAAGAUCCAGUCUCUCCUAGAGAACCUGCAAGAGAUGGAAGACAGAUUAGUCCAGUUAGAAGAGUUAUCUAAUCAACAGUCAUCUUCAGAACAGCAGCAACCCAGUCAGUCUACGAAUGAGGACUCUGCCUCUGCCGAGAUCGAAGCUCUAAAGGCCGCUCUGGUAGAGAAAGAGAAAGCCUGUGCUGACAAAGAGCUGAUGGCAAAGAAAGCUAUUGCUACUGCUAAGAAGUUGAAGUUCCAGCUGACCCAGGCUAACAGCAGUCUUGAUGAUGCUAAAAAGGCUCUUGAUGAUGCUAGAAAUCAGGUUAGGGAACUUGUUGUUGAAAACCAAACUCUUCAGACUAGACUAUCUGUUGUGAGCUCUGAAGUUCAGCAGUCUUCUGAUAUUGUUACAGAACUUUCACUUGAAGCUCAGAAGUCUGGUGCAGACCAAACUACAGGUUUAGACACUUCACGAUCUAGGAUUGAUGAGCAGCAGAUUAAAUCAGACAUGAUAGAUCUGGAAAGUGCACAAGUGGAAAGCAGAAGUGCAGAAUUAGAAUUGAGCCUCAAUGUGUCCAGUGUCCAGGGUUUUAGCGAUGUGUCUUUGGAGAUGGAAAGCCUGCAGGCCCAGCUGGCAACUUACAGAGAGUGCUGUGAACGGCUUCAACAGCAGGUACAAGACCUCACUGAGGCUGGUUUUGCAAACGAGUCAAAACUGAAGCAGAAACAGAAUCUCAUUGACCAGCUCGAAGGAGUUAAAGAAGGGCUGAAGCUAACUGUGACUGAAGUAGAGUCAGCUUAUCAGCAACUUCAGGAGGAGUUGGAGAAUGCCAAGGAAGAUUUUAUAGCUUCCAAAGAAGCUCUGGAAAAGAAGUGUGAGAUUUUAUCUGAGCAAGCUCAACAGUGGAAGUCUUUUACUGACAGUCUGCAGCAGGAGGUGACUGUGAAGGAUCACAGAAUUCAGCAGAUGGAAGCUGAGUUGCAUCAGUUACAUGCUGAACAUUCAGAAUCAACCCAUUUGAGGGAAAGUGUCAGAGAAAAGGAUAUUAGACUGGCAGAGUACAGUGCACAGCUAGAGUCUUUGAAAUCUGUUCUGGACAGAGAGUCUGAAGCAACAGAAGAAUUGAGAAAUAAACUGACCAAGGCAGACGAAACCAUUGAAAACAUGAGAAUUAAUUUAGAAGAGAAAGAGCAGGCUGUAGCUCAGUCUGCAUCUUUACUUGAUGAAAUGCAAACGCAGGUUCAAGAAAAACAGGUUGAAAUAGAAGCACUGAAAGAAUCACUGGAACAACAGCAAGUAGAUUUUAAGGUUACAGAAGAGAACCUGCAUUCGCAGCUGACGAUUCUGAGCGAACAGGUUGAAGUUUAUAAGAGCAAAGUUGAGGUCUUGUCAUCACUUUUAGAGAACAGUCAGCAGGACCAAGCUGCAGUGGCAGCUGAGUGUGAGUCUUUGAAACAACAGCUCCAUCAACAAGGAACAUACAUCGCUGAACUUAAUGGAGUUGUUGAUGACCUUAAAACACAAGUUGAAGAUUCCAGAGCUAGAAUGCAUAGUGAAAAUGCUGAGGAGUUGGAAUCUCUUAGGGCUACUUUAGCAGAGUUUCAGCACCAGGUGGAAGAACAAAGCCAGGUGAUAAGCACCUUUGAGCAGAGCCUGAGUAAUGAGGUUAGAGGUCAGAGUGUAACUGAAACAGUACAGACGGCUCAAACGAGUCCAACUGAAAGCUUGGAUGAUUUAAAUCUUCAGUUGAUGAACUACCAGACUUUGAUUAAAGAGUUGAAUCGAGAAAUAUUGGGGUUGAAAGAAGUCCAGAGCCAAGUUUCCGAAGAACCUCUGAACAAAGAUGCAGAAUACUGGAAAGCAAGUCUGGAUCAGCUAGUUCUAGAAAAGACAACAGUGGAAGAAGAGAGAAAUCAACUACGAUUUGAAUUGGAUGGCCAGUUGGAGAUUGCAGAGAGAAUGCAAGAAGUUGUCUCAGAAAAACUAGCACAGGUUCAGAACUUACAGAAUGCAUAUGAGCAUCUUCAGUCCAGCUUAUCUGCUUUAUCUUCUGAGAAGGAGCAGCUGCUAGUGAGUAUAGACUCUUUAAAAGGAGAACUUGAUGGUAUGGAUCAGGUGAUUGCAGAAAGUCAGUUUGCUGAAUCUAAAGCUAAAGAUGAAGCAUCCAAAUUGAGAUCUGAGAGAGACCAGUUGGUCCUCAGAAUUGGCAAACUGGAACAGGAACUUUUGGUUGUGCAGCAGCAGUUGCAUAAAACAGAUUCUUCUUCUAUGUCUGAAUUGGCAGUUGUAACAUCAGAAAAAUCUGUAAAAUGGAGUGAUCAAAUUGCCGUGGAAAAGGCAGCCAUUGCUGUUGAGCACCUUCAGCAGGCUGGUGAUACCCCUACUCAGGGGACAGUAGCAGAGCAGGAGACCUUGGAACUAUCUCUGAAACUCAGAACUGCUGAAGACAACCUGAGACAAGUACAGGGCCAGUAUGAGAAGACUAAAAGCCGCUUGCAGGUGGCAGAAGUCAAAUGUGAGAAAAUGCUGGUCAAGCUUAAGGCGUUCAAGGACAAGAAUGACAAACUGCAAAUUCAGGUCGAUGAACUGCAACAGAAACUAGGCCUGCAAGAAGGCUCACCCAAAAGAGACGGUAACCUUAGAGAGGAUAGACGUAGAUUGGAAGAGCAAGUGAAUGCGCUGAACAACAGACUCCGAGAUGUUGAAACUCACAAUGGAAAACUGAUCCAUGACAAUUCAGUUCUGAAAGAACAGUUAAAGAGUGUUGAAGCCACCUACAGUAAGGCUAGAUUUGAUGAAGUAACCACAGCACUGUCUAGAGCACAGGAAGAGCUUGAAGAGAGAAAUGUAGCUUUAGAGUUAGCAAAGAACCAGGCUGAAGAUUUGCAGCGGUCUGUGGACCACCUGAGAGCAGAGCUCCAGCUGAAGAUUGAUGAGGUAAAUAAUCUGAAGUCAGAAGUUUCACUUCAAGCAGAUGUGGCUGUUACAAUCUUGAAUGAAAAGCUGGUUGGUUUACAAAUGCUUCUCACUGAGAAAAUUGCAGAGAUCACUGAGCUUAACAGACGGCUAAAAGAAGAAGAAGAAUUACAGCUGGCUUUGAAUGUUCAGGUUGCUGACCUGCAGCUUGAACUGGAACUGAGUAAGAAGGAUGCAGAAGUUGCCUUAAUAUCAGAGCUGUCUAAACUUCGGGAGGAGAUGAAUAAUGAGAUUUUAGAGUUCAAAAGUGAACUUAUUUUAAAGAAUAAUGAGUCCAUUGUGCUUGCUCAGGAGAGAGAUUCAGAAGUCAAACUAAAUGAGUCCUUAAAUGAAGAACUAAAACAUUUGGAGGAAGAUAUUACUAGAUUAAAUGAGGAGCUAAGCGGUGAGAAAGUCAGAGCAAAUAAGGCUGAGAAAGAAGUGUUACAUUUGCAACAGAGAUUGUCAGAAGAACUAAAGUUAAAGGAUGUUUCUGAAAAAGAAAAGGAAGAAAUGCAGAUGACUGAGCUUAAUUCACUGAGGAGUCAGUUAGAGACCUUGCAGUUUCAGUAUGACUCAUUGUCCCAGGACAAUGCAAACUACCAAAGUCUGACAUCAACUCUAACAACGAACAACUCGUCCUUGAAGCGAGAAGCUGAAGAACUGAGAUUCCGACUGAAGAAAGCUGAAGAAGGUCAUCAGAAUAAGCCAGCAGAUGUUGGUAAUGGCAAAGAUGUCUUUGUGCUUACCCAGCGCCUGGAAGAUGCUGAGAGAGAGCGAGAUGAUCUCAGUGAAGAAUUUGAAGGCGUCAGAGAGGAACUGAUUUCUCUGAGAAGAGAAAAGACAACUUUAACCCAGCAGAUUGCAGAUCUCACCAGCACAGUCCAGCAACUGCACAUUCAAGUGUCCAGUCUUCAGGCUCAAAGUACUGUUGAAGAGGAGGGUGAUGUAACUGCUGUUAAACUUGAAGAAACAAUGUCACCAGGAAAAGAUGCCUUUUCACGAGAACAGAUUAAUGUGCUAGAAGGUGAACUGACGGAUCUCAGAGAUGAGUUAGCCACUUCUUUGGAUGAAAAUCAACAACUCAGAAAUGAAAUUAAUGGCCUUAACUGGAAGUUGGAAGAAGCAUCUAACUUAGAACAAGAGGUUGAAGAUCUCCAGUCUGAAUUAUCAUCAUCUGCAAUGGAAAAGAAGAUACUCAGUCAUGACCUAGAAGAAGUCAGGGUUGAAAUGUCAGCUCUGCAGACGGAUAAACAUCUUCUGAUGAAAGAAGUGGAGAGGCUGAGUGAGUUGCUGGAGAAUCAAGACUUCCAGGAGAGAGAUGUUGUAGAUUCUGAAGCUGUCGCAGUCCGUCAGUCAAUCAGUGAUGAAAUGCUGCAAGUGAUCACAGCCAAAGAUUCAGAGAUAAAUGAGAUUCAAGGAAUUCUUGACUUAAGAACCAAUCAGUUGACAGCGUCUUUGAAAGACAUUACAGCCAAGGACAAAUUACUCAUUGAAAGAGAUCAAGAAAUCUUAGCACUGAAGGAUGAGCUGAGUCAGCUUGAUCAAGUCUUGAAGGACAAUGAGGACAUGGAGCAGAGAAAUGCAGCCUUGGUAGAAGAACUGAGAGCUGCACAAGGAGAGAAUGAAGCUCUGAGAAAGAAGUUUGAUAAUUUCAAUCAGAAAAUUGAUUCAGUAAAAUCACUAGAGGCCGAUUUUGACUCGCUGAAUGCAGAUUUUAACAAAGUUUUGGAGGAGAAGAGUGGCAUGGCUAGAGAGAUAGAUGAACUACACAUCAAGAUUCGAGACUUGAUGUCACUCCAGUAUGAGACAACUUUCACGGUGGAGCAACAGCAUCAUGUGCUGCGAGAGAAGGAAACCCUACAGAGACGUGUUGAGGAACUUGAAGGAACAGAGGGAAGUGAAAUGGAAGAAAAUGCAAGGCUGAAACGAGAGCUAGAUAAGAUCUUGGCUUCGCUGCAGCAAGCUGAGUUUGACAACAAGUCAUUGAUCUCACAGCUACAGCUGGCCAGGACUGAAGGCAUGUCCGAAUCGGAGAUCCACGAUGACCACAAGAGGCUGCAGGCUCAGUUCACGGAAGUCAUGGAGCAGAAAAAUGCUGUGGUUAGUCAGCUCAACGAUGCCUUACACACACUGAAGCAGAGGGAAGCCAGGUGUCAGCAGCUGGCUAUGCAGGUCAGUCAGUUAGCCGAGGACAGGGGAUACUUAAACACACAGCUGGCAAAUAUUUCCAAGUCUCUGAGAGAGAAAGAACAAGAGUGGCUGGCCAUGAGUCACCAGUAUGGGGAUCUUUACCAAGCUUAUAUUGGAGCACAGUCUAAGAAUGCAGAGUUAGAGAGGAGGAUAGCUCUGGAGUCAGUUCAGAAGGAACUUGAGGAUGAGGAGACGGCUGCUGAAGCAGAUCAGAUCAGGGGAGAGAAUGAUCAGACAGCCAAAAAGCUGGAGGACCUGAAGGCGAUGUACCAGACCUUGCAGGACACCUACAUGUCAGUGAAUGCCACACUGGCCAGGGAGAAGUCUCUGAGAGAACAGCUGGAGAGGGAGCUUGGGGAGGCUCAUGAACAGAUCAAACUUUUGGCUGCUGUGGCUAAUCAAGAGGUUCACAUUGAAUUAGAGGAUGAUAAUGAUCUUAGAAUACGUGAGACCUCAACUAUGCUGACUCGACAUGGCUUCGGCUACUGUAGUAGAAUACAGAGUUGGCUGAAAGUGAAGAACCGACAGCUGAGCAGAGUGAUGCGGUUGCGGCCGGGCCUGCGUACAGUCAUCUGGAUCUACUUUGUCUUCCUGCACAUCAUGCUGAUUGCCUGCUUUGGUGGAUUCUUGUGA